ACUGAAAAAACAUUGAAUAGUAAUUAGAACAUUUGGUUUUUCCACAACAUUGCCCUUGUGCUUUAUCUUUAAUUCUUUGUUUUAUCGUCGUUGACUUACAAACUCAACUUGGGAGGUUUCUAUGGUCUGCGACAAAGAGAAGGGAUAGAGCAUAAUCCAAGUUUCAGUUACGGUCCGCGACAAAGCCGAGUCUCAGAUGUGAUCUGGCGGCGUCUGUGUAUGGUGUUGAUUUAAUGGAGGAGGAGUAUCAAGUCCUGAUCCAAGAAAAUUGCAGAUACGGCUCUGGUCAUCUGGCGCAGAUUCCGCCUCCACUUGUUGUCGAGUUCUUUCUUGGAUAUAUCUAGACCCAUAGGAGAUUAUAGCUAACAGAGCAUGAGCUCCAACCACAAGAUCAGUUUCUGAUAUUUGCUUCAGACGGACUAUGGGAACAGCUGAGUAAUUACCAAGAAGAUGUUGACAUCGUUCAGAACCACCCACGAAACGUGGGAUAGAAUGUAGACUGGUGAAGAUGGCACUGCAAGCUGCAGCAAAGAAUAGAAAAAAAAUGAUAUCUACGUACUGAUCUGAAGAAGACAGAAAGAGGCGUGAGGAGGCAUUUCCACGAUGACAUGAUAGAUACAAGCAUACAUACGAGAGGAGGAGAUUUAAGAAGGUUGAAGAAAAGAUAGGAGUUGCGGAGCUGAACAAGGAAGCUUGAAGUUUAUAAAUGAAUGAAUAAAGACACGUGCGUGUUAAGUAGAGAAAAUAUAAAUACUAGCUUGGAGUUUGUUAGAUGGUUAUCUUGAGAUUACAAUUGUGAAUCUUAGCAUAUGAGCUGAGAGCUACUCAGGUGAUAGAGUAGUUGAGGAUUCAGGUGAUAGAAUCCUCCAUUGUUGUAAUUCUUGAGUUGAUUCAUCAAUAUACGAGUAUUUCCAGUAGAUACGAUCUUUGAUCUUAUCAGUUGGUGCGGUGAAACUGAUUCGAGCUCACGCGACGGUGCCGGUUGCGAUUUCGAACGAUCGCGAGGAAGACGAGACCUCGAUCGAUCAGAUCUACGGUGGAAACGACGAGUUAGAGUUGCAAUCGAGAUUUCGAGGAGUGAGUGAUGUCGAAGGCGAAGAUAGUACCGGAGAGUCCGAUGAUCGGUUCCAAAGAAGAAUUGAUCGGUUCCGAAGAAGAAUUUGAGGUCGAGGACUCUGAUCUGACGGUUGAUUUCUUGCGCGGUGGUUACUCGAGGCUCAAUCGAGCUAUGAAGGAGGUAGAGAGUAAUCAAGAGAACACGAAUCAGGAGCUCAACGCGAUGCGACAGAUCUUAGAGCGCCUCGAUCCACUACGAAGUCAACAACAACAUUCACAGCCAGGUUCUUCACGAGAUCAGGUACAUUCUCGACACUGGGAACGAAACCGGGAAGAACACUCGCUAGGUUAUCGAUCUGGGAAUACGAAUUUGGAUACUAGAGAUUCAAUGUCGAAAAAGAUUCUGAUGCCUGUGUUCUCUGGGAAGCAACCUUAUGUGUGGAUCACAGACGUGGAACGAUGGUUUAGUAUUGGGAGAUAUGAGGAUAUGGAAAAAUUGGAGUUGGUUGCGUUAAGUCUGGAAGGUUGCGUUAAGAAGUGGUUUGGUUGGGAGCUGAAGCGGAGUGGUUUUCAAAACUGGCAAGAGUUCAAGGAGAAAUUGGUUUUGCGGUUCACAGAGUCUAUUGAAGAAGAGCCAGCAAGUCGUCUCAUUGUACUCAAGCAAACGGGUUCAGUAGCUGAUUAUGUAUCUGAGUUUGAGGAGUUAUCAGAGUUGGUUCCGGGGUUGACUGAUGAGUUCUUGAUCAAGAUUUUUUACAACGGGCUUACACAAGAGAUGAAGGAGGUAAUCAGAAUGAAGGAGCUUAAAGGGUUAGAGAAUCACAUCGCAGCAGUCUUGAGGAUGGAAACAAGCGCCUUCUGUAAAGUUGUCACUGCAUGGGGAACUCGUUAUCAGAACCAAUCUCAGCCAAACGCGUUGAGGUCAUCAUCGGGCUGUAAUUCACAACGCCAUUGGGGUAAAAAUGAUAACAAACGGAUUCAUGCAACAGGAGCAACUAGUGGAGCAGGGAACCAUAAGAAGGAGAGCAACACUAAUACUACACCUUCGAGUGUGCGUCCUCGUUUGAAGCAUUCGACAGAGGAGUUGGAUAGAAUGAGGAAGGAGUUCAUAUGUUUCAAAUGCGGCGCAAAUGGAUGGACAAGAGCUCACAUAUGUCCUAAUAAGGAGAUGAGAAUCUUAACAGUCAUCAAUGGUCUCGAAAUGGAAGUCUUGGAGGAUGAUGAAAAGUCGGAGGAAGAAGUGAUUGUGUAUGCUCCAGCUAAAGAAAUGAGGAUCCUUUCAUUAAAUCGUUUUUGGGAAACACUCUCCAAGAACAACAAAACUUUAUGGGAAGAUCAACAACAACAAUGUUAUUGUCAUGUUCGACAGUGGCGCUUCCCAUAAUUUCAUCUCACCUGAUACGGUGCAGAGGCUCAAAUUGAGAGUUUAUGCUGAUACGAGCCUCGACAUUCUGCUAGGCAACGGCACGACAGUUAAUGGCACGGGCGUGUGCAAAGCUGUUACAUUCCGCUUAGCAGAUACCGAAUUCAUUUCGGAUUUUAUAGCUUUGGAAUUGGGAAUGGUUGACGUUAUUCUAGGAAUUCAGUGGUUAGAGACGUUGGGAAAAUGCGAAGUAGAUUGGAAGAAGCAAGAACUGUCAUUCGUGUAUCAAUGACACAGAGUGAGAUUGUUCGGAGAUCCACACUUGCAUUGUUCUUCAAUCUCAUUAAAGUCACUGUCUCCUAUCUUUAAUGCUGAGACGGGAGGAAGAGAAGCGCUUCUGCUCUCAGCAAGCGAGGUAACCACAUCCAUUCCAGAAAUUCCGAGAAAGCUGCAGUCCUUGCUGGAUGAGUUUGAUCAUGUUUUUGCAAUGCCCACGGGUUUACCACCUUUCCGAGGCUAUGAUCACGCAAUAAACUUGAAUCCAGGGGUGACUACAAUAUAUGUACGCCCGUAUAGAUAUCCUCACGCAACCAAAGUAGUAAUGGAGAAAUGGCUGACCAAGCUGUUGGGCUACGAUUUUGAUAUCUUAUACAAGCCUGGUUGCGACAACAAAGCGGCAGAUGGGUUGUCUCGAAUUGAAAAUGAGAGUUUACUACAUUGCGGAUCAGUUUGUUUAGCUUUGACGGUGCCUUCAGUCAUUCAAAACCAAGAUAUUUACAACGAAAUUGCGGAAGAUGCAGAAUUACAGAGAUUGAUUUCGUUGGUGAGGAGAGACGAGUCAGUUAACGCUCAUUAUCGAGUGAUUGAUAACAAAUUGUGGUACAAACGAAGGUUGGUCAUACCAAAACAGUCGACGUUGAUACCACUGAUCCUAUUUGAAUGUCAUGAGUCAUGAUGGAAAGGUAGGUGGUCACUCAGGAGUACUAAAGACAGUCAAGAGGGUUCAGACAAUGUUCCAUUGGGAAGGGUUAUAUAAGACGGUUCAGAAUUAUGUCUCAGAAUGUGGUGUGUGCCAAACUCACAAGUAUUCUACACUGUCGCCAGCAGGGUUACUACAACCUUUACCAAUUCCGGAACGUGUGUGGGAAGAUAUCUCGAUGGAUUUCGUGGAGGGUUUGCCUACUUCUCACGGCAUUAACGUGAUCAUGGUCGUGGUGGAUCGUCUGAGUAAAUAUGGCCACUUUAUCGGCUUGAAACACCCUUUUACAGCAGUGGAUGUGGCGAGUAAAUUCAUGACAGAGGUUGUUCGUCUUCACGGUUUUCCAAAGUCUAUCAUUUCGGAUCGUGACAGGAUUUUUUUGAGCAAUUUUUGGAAGGAUUUGUUUCGCCUUUCGGGUACUAAACUGAAGUAUAGUACUGCUUUUCAUCCUCAAACAGACGGCCAGACGGAGGUAUUGAAUCGAUGUAUGGAGACAUAUCUACGUUGUUUUGCAUCAGGACACCCUAAGACGUGGUAUAAAUUCCUCUCAUGGUCGGAGUUAUGGUACAACACAUCAUUUCACACUGCGUUAAAGGCAACCCCGUUUCAGAUCGUCUAUGGCCGUGAACCUCCACAGCUAUUACGUUUUGAAGAUGGUUCAACACAAAACUUUGAGUUAGAAUCUGCACUAAAGAGAGAUGCGAUGUUGGUCCAGAUUCGUCUUCACUUGGUUUGUGCUCAAUCGUUGAUGAAGUCUCAUGCCGAUAAACAUAGGAGGGAUGUUCAGUUUGCGGUGGGCGACAUUGUGUAUCUUAAGUUGAAGCCAUUUCGUCAGAACACGGUGGUUAAACGUUAUUGUCAAAAACUAGCUACGAAAUUCUUUGGCCCUUAUGAGAUUACAGAAAGAGUGGGCAAGGUAGCUUAUUGCUUAUGGUUACCCGCGGAAUCCAAAAUACAUCAUGUCUUUCACAUUUCACUAUUGAAGGCGGCUUUGGGCCAAGAUCAAGUCCUUCAGGUUAUUCCACCAACAUGUACAGACUUGGAGAACAUUAUCAUGGAACCUGCUGAAGGGUCGCUUCUCGCGUUCGGGAAGAUGGUAAUGUGGAGCUAUUGGUUCGUUUGAAGAACUCGUUGGAACAGGACAACUCGUGGAUGCGUUUGAGGGAAUUUGAAGAUCAUUUUCCAGAUUACAAGCUUGAGGGCAAGCUUGCUCUCAAUGGGGGGGGGGAGGGGGGGGGGGUAUUGAUAGAUACAAGCAUAUCUACGAGGAGAGGAGAUUUAAGAAGGUUGAAGAAAAGAUAGGAGUUGCGGAGCUGAUCAAGGAAGCUUGAAGUUUAUAAAUGAAUGAAUAAAGACACGUGCAUGUUAAGUAGAGAAAAUAUAAAUACUAGCUUGGAGUUUGUUAAACGGUUAUCUUGAGAUUACAAUUGUGAAUCUUAGCAUAUGAGCUGAGAGCUGCUCAUGUGAUAGAGUAGUUGAGGAUUCAGGUGAUAGAAUCCUCAUUGUUGUAAUUCUUGGGCUAAUUCAUCAAUAUACGAGUAUUUCCAGUAGAUACGAUCUUUGAUCUUAUCAUGACAUCACUAUGGUAGUCAUCUUCCUUGAUACCAAUGUAGUGAGCUCUGCCAAAGGACCCUCUCUUUCUAUCCGAGGAGGCGGUAUGAUUAAUUUCCCCAAGAAACUCUAAAAGUUACUUCCUCCCUCUUUUUAGAUUUAGCUACGUACGUAUAAGAAAAAACGUCGGUCUUUGUAGGUAAGAGAAUAUAUAAUUGUAACGUGAAAGCCACAUAGUACUACUGACGUUUGGAACUCAAUUCCAGUGUAGUUCCUGUUAAUUGCUGCAGAGACCAUGGUAUCCAUUAUCUUCCACGACUUUUCUACUCAUGCUAUGUGGGUUUCCAUCCAUCGAAUAAAGACUCAUUGAUUGCUUCAGCAACGAGGAGGUUCAUCUACCUGAUUAUGUUUUGGUGAUUGAUUUUGUAAUAUAGGAAACAAAUGGAUGGGAAGGUGCUGCCGCAGUCAUAAGGUUAAUGCAUCAGUGCUUUUACCUCUUCUGGAAGAGCUACAAAUUAUAUCUGUCUUUAUAUGUCUCAGGAUGAUGGCUACAAAUUAUAUCGGUGCAUUCUCUUUGAGAAAACUUCUUUUACAGCUUCUGAGAAACAGUCAUGUGCCUUCUUCACGAGUUGUGUAUGUUACAUCUUUUACACAUCGUUCUGGUGAUCAUCUUCUCACAACCAAUGGAAUGUUUUUUAUCCUACUAUGAGAGUAAGAUAGCUGAUGUCUUUUAAUGAAUAUCUUUGUCUGUAGUUUUUUCUGCGAGGUUUGACAAGGAUUCUGUUACGGGAGUGUACUCUUCGGUGAUGCUUAUACGGUUGCUUCCUUUUGUGAGAUAGUAUGCCUUGUACUCUUCUCAUACGAGCUUCAUAGACAGCUUCACCUCCUCACGGAUGAUUCACAUCACGUCUCUAUUGCGUAGCGUAGGCACUCUUAUCAUUCUUCAUUCGGCCGAAGUCGGAACCAUAUAUAUCUCUGUAAAAUCGGUGGGCCUGCCAUAUAAUAUUAAUUAGGCCCUUUAAUAUGAAACUAUAAACGCAUUACAAAAUCUAUAUUAUAAUAGAUCAGUUUUUGCUCA
Brassica napus (rape) is the source of this 6027-nucleotide messenger RNA. RefSeq lists its product as uncharacterized. NCBI's taxonomy places the organism in Eukaryota, Viridiplantae, Streptophyta, Magnoliopsida, Brassicales, Brassicaceae. The transcript has 3 exons. Bases 1085 to 2440 code for a protein of 451 amino acids. The record is from RefSeq and is a predicted model, not a curated record.